Molecule: messenger RNA, 4507 nt
Organism: Pseudoliparis swirei
Lineage: Eukaryota; Metazoa; Chordata; Actinopteri; Perciformes; Liparidae
Gene: ptbp1a
Product: polypyrimidine tract binding protein 1a
Exons: 16
Coding region: 57-1784 (575 amino acids)
Biological process (GO): regulation of RNA splicing; regulation of cell differentiation; mRNA processing
Cellular component (GO): nucleus
Molecular function (GO): mRNA binding
Source: RefSeq, a predicted model, not a curated record
UCAAGCAAGUCUGCCGCCCUACCUUCGCUUCAGACCUGCAGUUUUUUUCUUGUGCAAUGGACGGCCGCCUAGAUGCUGAAUUGUACCCUUUGGGAACCGGCUACGUCCCUGAAAUUGACAGUGUCCAUGACAUAGCCGUUGGCACAAAGAGGGGAUCCGACGAACUAUUUUCUUCCUGCAUAGCCAACGGGCCCUAUAUCAUGAACCCAGCCAAUGGCAACGACAGCAAAAAAUUCAAAGGUGACGUGCGCAGUCCUGGUGUUCCGUCACGUGUGGUCCAUGUACGCAAGCUGCCCAACGACAUAAAUGAGGCUGAAGUUAUUGGCCUGGGACUGCCCUUUGGGAAGGUCACUAAUCUGCUGAUGCUGAAAGGGAAAAACCAGGCAUUCUUAGAAAUGACCAGCGAGGAGUGUGCACAGACGAUGGUGAGCUACUACUCCUCUGUAACCCCCGUCAUCAGAAACCACCCCAUUUACAUGCAGUACUCGACUCACAAGGAGCUCAAGACCGACAACUCCCCCAACCAAGUGCGUGCCCAGGCAGCUCUGCAGGCAGUCAACGCUCUGCACGGCGGUGGGAUGGGGGGCAUGGCCAUUCCAGCAGAUGUGGCCAGCAUGGGGGGAGCAGGGUCCCAAAGCCCUGUGCUCCGAGUCAUAGUGGAGAACCUCUUCUACCCCGUCACCCUGGAUGUACUGCACCAGAUUUUCUCUAAAUUCGGCACCGUGCUGAAGAUCAUCACUUUCACUAAGAACAACCAAUUCCAGGCUUUGAUCCAGUAUGCUGACGGCUUGACAGCUCAGCACUCCAAACUGUCUCUGGAUGGACAGAACAUAUACAACGCCUGCUGCACCCUGAGAAUCAGCUUCUCCAAGCUCACCAGCCUCAAUGUCAAGUACAACAACGACAAGAGCCGGGACUACACCCGUCCAGACCUCCCCACUGCUGAUUCACACGCGUCCCUUGACCACCAGACCAUGGCAGCGGCGUUUGCUGCUCCAGGCUUAAUCUCAGCCUCUCCUUAUGGUGGCGCUCAUGGCUUCCCCCAAGCCUUCGCCAUCCAGCAAGCAUCUGGGCUGUCGAUGGCCGGUAUGCCCGGCGGCCUCGCCUCCCUGGGUGUGGGCCACGGUGGCAUGGCUGCCGCCGCAGCUGCCGCCAGCCGGCUCGGCCUGACUGGGUUCGCUCCGCCCGGGGGCCACCAUGUGUUGUUGGUCAGCAAUCUGAACCCUGAGAGCGUUACGCCACACUGCCUCUUUAUUCUUUUCGGUGUGUACGGUGACGUGAUGAGAGUGAAGAUCCUGUUUAAUAAAAAGGAGAAUGCUCUGAUCCAGAUGUCUGAUAGCACUCAGGCUCAGCUAGCUAUGAGCCACCUGAACGGUCAGCGUCUCCAUGGCCGGGCCAUGCGCGUGACCUCCUCGAAACACACCACGGUGCAGCUGCCCCGAGAAGGCCACGAGGACCAGGGCCUCACGAAGGACUACAGCAACUCACCGCUGCACCGCUUCAAGAAGCCCGGCUCCAAGAACUACUCCAACAUCUUCCCACCCUCGGCAACGCUCCACCUCUCCAACAUACCGCCGUCGGUGGUGGAGGAUGACCUCAGGAGGCUUUUUGCCAGCUCAGGAGCAACGGUCAAAGCCUUCAAGUUCUUUCAGAAAGACCGCAAGAUGGCCCUGAUCCAGAUGGGCUCCGUGGAGGAGGCGAUCGAGUCUCUCAUCGAGUUCCACAACCACGAUCUGGGAGAGAACCACCACCUCAGAGUGUCCUUCUCCAAGUCCACCAUCUAAGUGCCGUUCCCCCCCCCCCCCCCUCCGUACCGCCACCCUGAUGCUACUUUAGUCACGCUUUCCCUCCGGUGGAAGCGGCCAGCGUUGCGUAUCGGUGGUUCUUUUGUAGACUGUUGCUCCCCGUCUUUCCACGCCUAAUCAUUCCUCUCGUUAGUGGGUUUGGGUAUCACAUUUAAUCGAUUUAAUUCCCGGUUUCAAUCUUUUGUCUUAUGUACCCAAAAUAUGUCAAAAAACAAACUUCCGUUUUUUGAAACCGUUAAUUCAUCACACAAGAAACUACAUGCCUGUCAGUUUGACACUUGUUUGUAUUGGAGUCGGUCCGGCCCACAGAUUCUGACCGGGACUUCUAAAAAACGGCUUUCUUGUGCCGCGCGGUUUACAUUUCCCCCGUACGCGGUUGCUCCCGUAACGGCGUAAACACGGGCCCCAUGCAUCGGCCCAGAGUGACGGGCCGCGUAAACCACCGGGCCCAAACCGGGCUCUGGAUUCUCUCGAUGGAAUCGAGGCACAUUUCUGUUUCCAGUAGAGUUGUCGGUACCCAAACAUCCAGCUAAUCAGUUUCAUCGUUCGGUUUUCACGUGGGAACAAGGGGGCAACAUUCUGCAAUGAAACCCGUUGGUGUUGGAGAGGCAGCGGAUGAACUGUCACUUUAGACCAAAUCGCUUUAAUAAAAAAUGAAAGGGAGAGAAAAGACGCCCUCCGCCACAGAUGUUCGUGUGGAUGAAUCGUAUCCACACACGACACUUCAGCAUUCCUUUUGUUGUGAUAGUCAUCUGGAUAUAUAUCUGUGUGCGCCUUUUUAAAAAUGCGUUUGCCAGUCAGAAACGGUUCGAUACAAACGUUUUUUUGUUUUGGCCCACAAACCACCAAACAGAUUAAUAUCCCAGUAUCCAUUUUUGAUUUUUAUCUUCUUGUAACUACCCGCCUGUUUGCUCCGGGGGAUCCGUACCACUAGUCGUUCGAUAAAGAAUGCCUUUCUGCUCCUUUAGUUUUUUUUUUUACUCUGUAUCUCCAGUCUCGUGCGUUCCUUUUACCCCGACCAGAUUGCCUUAAGCAUCGCUCUGGCUGUAUUUGAGAGAAGAAAGACGAGGCUCUCUAAAUGCCUUCUUCAUGCCUUGUGGCAUGUACCAGCAUUCCUCUGGGGGGGGGGGGGGCUCAUUCAAACUUUCCGUUUUAUCUUUAUAAAAAACAACCGUUCUUUUCCUAGAUAUUUUGUAUGCAUAUCCACAUUAUAUGUAUGUAGAAACUAUGAUUAUACGUCGGUUAGUUGCCUAAUAUCCUCUCUAGGUGAUGUAGCUGUUGGGUGGUGUUUAGUGGCAGGAGAUGGAGCCGCUGCACAUCCCCCAUCCGCCUUCACGCCGCCUCUUUGGGGCGCCAUUUAACCAUAUUAAGUUCAUCUAUAUGUGGACGCCUAUAUAUAUAAAUAUAUUCAUUUAUCUCUUUCUUUUUAACGUUAGUAUUUGCGUGUGUAUCACUGCGACGCUUAUCCGAUGCCUGUAGGUGGCGGCUGGGGUUGAUCAUAUCAGUGCCUUGAGCUUUUAAUCCGAGGCUGAAGAAACCUUUUUUUCUCCUGGUCAGUUGACUUUGUUUACCUCGUUCAGGUGUUUUAUCUUUCCGCUCCGCAAAGACGCCGUCGCCCCGGUUCCGUUCAGGUGGUCCUCCCUGAGGGAGCAGCUCGGAGUCGCCGGUCAACUGAAAGGAACAAGCGGUCUUGGACUCGGUAUCCUAAACUUAGUUUAUGAUUUUUUUUCUUCUUCUUAAAUUCAGAAUAGCAGGAUUUACAGUGGGGGCUUUCGCCCUCGCCCGCUCCCCCGUCUGUGCCCCCCCCUCGCGCCACAUUCGGGUUCCUUAGUGCACUUUCUCCUCAACGAUAGGUCCAAGUCGGCACCGUCACGCCCAAGUCUUAAAAACCGUCGUCACAUUCCUAACGUGCCUCCAGCACCGGUUCCCACUGACCACUGUAGUCCUGGACCAGAUCACAGACGUCACUCUGACUCUAUUUUUGUAAAAGAUUAAUAUGCAUGGUUUAAAACGAAGCUUCAUGUAGCUACGGGCGAUGUUUUGCUGUUAUGGACCAAAGUAUCUUCUACCCCCCCCCCCCCCCUCUGCUGUUUUUGUAGUGUUGUGAUUUCUAAAAAAUUCUCUCACAUUUCCACAAAUACGUACACGAGGCCUCGUUUCCAUUUGUUUUGUUUUCCUGUUUCUCAGAUGCCUUGGCCGAAUGUCACAUGAAGUUAAAUUGUGUUUGGUAUCAUCUCUACUGUAUUUUGUGUCCGACGUUGGUAGUUUGCUUUAGGGCGGAUGCGUAACUGAACCACAGUCUUAGCUGUGAUGUCGAUGGUGUAGAAGAUUAUAUGCCUCUUUUUUUUUUUUCCUCGUUAAAGCUUUUAUGUUUAUCUCUUUUUAUAUGGGGGUGGGGUUAUUGUAUGAAGCGGGGAUUGAUGGUUGUAUAUAUUCAUGUUUUUGUACCACAAUCAUUUGGAUUAUAUCCACUUUACGUUCAAAACAUGUAUAUUUUGAUAAAAACAAUACAGACCUAUUGAGCUCUGCGGAGCUGUAAAAAAAAAAAAAAAAACUUUUUGUAACGGACAUUAAAACCUAUCUGAACACAAGUGUCUCGGUAUGUGCCCCGGCUCCCCCCUCCCCCGCCUUUUUUUUGCCAUUCUGUUCUUGUCUCUUGCAUCUUCUGCUGCCUUCAAUAAAUCUUUAGUUUGUUCCUCCUU